CAGCCCGGCCUGCCCCAGAGCGGCUGUAGGCAUGAUCCAUCCGAGUCCUUGCCAGGCGCUCCGGAUCCCGGACAGGAGGCGCGGUCCCUUUAAGGAGGAGGCUGCCUGGCAGGCGGUGGGUGGCUGUUUCUCGGCCUCCCGCUCUCCCGGGGCGUGAUCUGCCGCCUGCUUGCGCCAGGAUCGCUCGGUGGCUCCGCGGACGCAGCCCCGUUGCAGCCGCUGCCAUGCUUCGGCUAGGCCAGCCUUGCGCGCUGCAUGCGCUUCUCCCCAACGGGCUGCUCCAGGCUGCGAGCGGCAGCGCGCCUUUCAGGGAAGCCGCCCAUAGCUACCUUCAGGCGGCGGGGGCGCCGCGGGCCGCCGCCGCGCUACGGCUCCUCCUAAGCGGCCAGGUGCCGCUUAGCCCGGCAGCGGAGGAGAAGGCACCUCCGCGCAGGAGGCAGCCGCGGGGCAGCCCCCGGCUCCUCCACCGCCGCCUUUCGCGGGAGUCGCUGCUGCUGCUGCUGCUGCUGCCGCCAAGUCCCGGCAGCUUCUGGUUCCCGGAGGCCACCGCUGCUGCUGCCCGCCGCAGUCAGGGCGAGUGGCGGCUGCUCCUCUUGGGUCCUCGGGAGGCCGCGGAUCCCUGUCAGCUACGCCCCGAAUUAAACCUGCAAACAACCGGGAGUCACUUCCCCGCCGGUGGAGGAGGAGGCGGCGGCGGCGGCAGAGAGAGGAGCAGCCUCGGAUCUCAGAAGGACACUAGUGGAUCCCCAGAAAAUGAUCAGACAGAUCCCAGCCAGGAGAAUGGGAAUAAACUAAACAAAUCCCAGCAGCUGAAGAAAGUUUUUAAGGAAUAUGGAGCUGUAGGAGUGGUGUUCCAUGUUGGGAUUUCUUUGAUGUCUCUAGGAAUGUUCUAUCUAGCUGUGUCAAGUGGACUGGACAUGACUGCCAUUCUCUUCAAGUUGGGAUUCGAUGAAGCUCUGGUGCAGUCCAAGCUAGCUGCGGGGACGAGUACUUUUGUAUUGGCCUACGCUAUCCACAAACUGUUUGCUCCUGUCCGAAUCAGCAUCACCUUAGUCUCUGUGCCGUUACUUGUCCGAUACUUUAGAAAGAUUGGAUUCUUCAAACCUCCGGCUCCAAAUCCAUGAUUUUAAAUCCUUGGAGGAAAAAAGAAUGUGGCCUCGCUUCUUAAUAUAAACAUUUUGAAAUUGCUGCACCCUGGUGGUGCCUCUGUGUGGAUUCCAGUAACGCCUCCAUUUCAUUGUCUCUGUUGCAGAGAAUGGGGAAGUGGUUUCUUUGUGAUAAACAACUGCUUUAAAAAUA
Molecule: messenger RNA, 1299 nt
Organism: Elgaria multicarinata webbii
Lineage: Eukaryota; Metazoa; Chordata; Lepidosauria; Squamata; Anguidae
Gene: MIMS2
Product: family with sequence similarity 210 member B
Exons: 3
Coding region: 225-1124 (299 amino acids)
Cellular component (GO): mitochondrion
Source: RefSeq, a predicted model, not a curated record